Messenger RNA from Nicrophorus vespilloides, 2398 nucleotides. RefSeq names its product calpain-C. NCBI's taxonomy places the organism in Eukaryota, Metazoa, Arthropoda, Insecta, Coleoptera, Silphidae. Gene Ontology annotation, cellular component: cytoplasm. Gene Ontology annotation, molecular function: calcium-dependent cysteine-type endopeptidase activity. The record is from RefSeq and is a predicted model, not a curated record. Gene Ontology annotation, biological process: proteolysis.
UCAAUGUGCAUUCUGUACGACGAGCGAAGGAGAGCUUGGCUACCGGUGAAAAAGAGAACGAUCGAGGUCAGAAACGAUCGCAACUCAACGCGAGGAAACCACAUUCACAAUCCAGUCUUAGACCGACUGAGCAGGAAUCAACAAUUUUUCUUGUACCGCGCGCUGCCGUCCAACGUUUACCUUCCGAAGACACCGAACACCAAGUGCGUCUCGCGUUUAAUCAAAGAACAAACAAACAAAAUUGAACAAACUCUGUGCAGUUUCCACAAAAAUGUUUGUGUCGUAAACAUACGAAACGCGCAUCUGGGAUUAUUAUUGCCGCUUUCGCAUUUGAUCUUCAGUCCUCCGGUGGAGGAGAAUCGCGGUUAUGAGCGACUACGAGCGGAUCCGAAGGGCAUGCUUGAAGCGCGGUGAGCUCUGGGAGGAUCCAGAUUUUCCUGCCGCCCAGUCCUCCGUUUUCUAUCAUCAAACGCCGCCCUUCCAGUUCCAGUGGAAGAGGCCCAAGGAUUUGUGCAAUCGACCUGGAUUCGUGCAAGAUGGACCUGCACAAUUUGACAUCACAGCAGGAAAAAUGGGUGAUAGAUGGCUGGUGUCAUGCCUGGGGGUGCUGUACUUGAACAAAGGCCUCUUCUACAGGGUUGUUCCAGCGGACCAGAGUUUCUCUAACGAUCAGUACGCCGGCGUGUUUAGGUUUAGGCUGUGGUGGUGCGGCGAAUGGACCGAAGUCCUUGUCGACGAUCGACUUCCAGCGGUUCACGGCCGGUUGGCCUUCCUACAGUCCCAACAUUCUGACCACUUUUGGCCGGGACUCCUCGAGAAAGCCUACGCCAAAUUGCACGGUUCGUACGAGGCGUUGAAGUACGGCAGUCUCCUGGACGGACUGGCCGAUCUAACAGGAGGAAUCACCGAGAGCAUUCCCAUAAGACAGGAUGGAACUGCAUGCGCUAGACUUCUGCACAAGCUUCUGGACAUGACGUCGAUAAUUACUGCAACUGUGCAGCCACCUAAUUAUCAGGCGAAGCCACACAUCGAGAAGCUGCCGAACGGCAUCCAGAUCGGAACUAAUUACAGACUGUACGCCGUGGACAGGGUGGAGAAGUUCAACGGGGAAGCCACGCAACUAGUCAAACUGAGGAACCCUCUUGGUCCUGCAGCAGAAUAUACAGGUCCCUGGUCUAUGGAGUCUGCGGAUUGGUCGGAGGUUGUAGCGCAGGACGUAGAGCGGGUGAAAACCAAAUCGUCGGAGGGCGAAUUCUGGAUGCCGUUCGCGGAUUUCGUCAAAACUUACACGAAUCUUGAGAUCGUGCACCUGGAUAGCAAUACUAGUCGCGACGAGCCAAGUCUUCACAACAAGAACACUUGGCAGAUGAGGCUGUAUCAAGGUAACUGGCAGAAGGGAGUGUCUGCAGGGGGCUGUAGGAACAACCCGGACACAUUCCACAUUAACCCGCAGCUGCAUCUCCUGCUCAGCGAGCUGGAGGAGGUCGUCGUCUCCUUGAACCAACACAGUAUAAUGGAACCGAAGGUCAUCGGUUUCACCUCUUACUCACUUCCCAAAAAUAUGACCGAGACCAUCGGCAGAGCGUUCUUCAAGAAGAACAAGUCCCUCAUCAAUUCCCAAUAUACUAACAGCCGGCAGGUUAGUCACAGAUGUCAGCUGGAGCAGGGCGGAUACCUUAUCCUGCCGACCACCUUUGAACCGGGCCAGGAGUGCGGCUUCACCCUACGUGUCUACUCGAGUAAACCGCUCAAACUUAAACUACUCGAUACUGUUCCUUACCUCUUCAAAUCAGCCAUAGUUAAAGCUCCGCCCUUGCUGGACGGCAAAAGUUUUAGCCAGUACGAAUCGGUUUUCCUUCAGCUAGCCGACGAACAUCGAACAGUCAACGCAUUCGAACUUCAAGAACUUCUCGACGCCUGCUUACCCAACGAUUACAUCAAGAGCUGCGCAUCAAUUGAAGUCUGUCGGCAGGUCGUUUUAACACUCGACUCUUCAGGUAUAGGACGACUGAAAUUUAGUGACUUCAAGGAUCUGAUGUGCAGCUUAAAACAUUGGCAAACCGCUUUCAAAAAUCACACUAAAGAGAAGACGGGAAUCUUGAAGGCGGAACGCCUUUGCGACGCUCUAAUGGAGGUCGGCUUCCAAUUGAGCAGCGAAGUUCUAGCAAUUUUAAUAUUAAGGUAUAUGAGGAAAGAUGGCACACUUCGGUUCGGCGAUUUCGUUUCAGCAAUUCUACACCUCACUGUCGCUUUCAGUAUCUUUGAAAGCAAGGACCCCUUACAAAAUGGAAAUGUUAAAGUAAAUUUAUCAGAGUGGCUCAAAUCUUCGUUAACAUGUUAAUAUAAUAUAAAGCAGAUUCAUUGUAUAUACUUUUAUAUAUAUUUUUUUUAAAAGUUC